Austrofundulus limnaeus is the source of this 1140-nucleotide messenger RNA. RefSeq lists its product as uncharacterized. The record is from RefSeq and is a predicted model, not a curated record. NCBI's taxonomy places the organism in Eukaryota, Metazoa, Chordata, Actinopteri, Cyprinodontiformes, Rivulidae.
UGCGAGAAAAACUGGAGGAUGUGGUAGCACUGAACACAAAAAGCCAUGCAGAGUUCCGUGAAUAUGUGGUCCAUGCAGUUGAGAAAUAUAAAAAGGACAUGAAAAAGCUGCACGACGCAGACCUGAAUGCACAAAGGAAGCUGACACAGCUUCACAUCAGUGAACUGCAAAACAAAACAAAAGAAAAGACUCGGGCUCCUGUGAUACAGCCAAACACCAACAACAUGGCUGGAUAUAAUGGAACACAAAUGCAGCCUUCCCAAACAACAGUACCAGUGGGACUUUCUGCACCUGUCAUAAAUGUCUACCCAGGACAACAAGGUGGACCUAGUGGAGGGAGAGGUCCCUCCUACCUACAAAACUGGCGAAGACAAAAAGGCACAGUUUUGGGACCAUGUUGGGGAUGUGGUCAAAUGGGACACAGGCUGAAACAAUGUGGAAAUCCAGCCCAAAACCCUGCCUGGACGGGGCGUGGCCGGGGGAUGAGGUUUAGUCAGGGUAGGCCCAGAGGGCCAGUUAAUCCAUUUGCAAAACAACAAGGAUUCUAGGGAUGCCCAGAGGAUCCCAUUAUGAGGUGUGAACUACCAAUUUUAACCCAAAAUUCAGAUACUGACCCAAUGGUUGAAGUAAAAAUAGAAGGAAAAUCAAUACCAAUAUUAGUUAACACAGGGGCGUCAUUCACUUGUGUAAAGUCAGAACACGCUGAACACCUCAAAAUGUCAGACAAAUAUAUCAGGACAGUGGGAUUCUCGGGGAAAAAACAAAUGAACCAAAUUGACGGCUCCAGUAAUUUUGACAGUAAAUCAAACUAAAAUUAAAAUGCCAAUUUUAGUAUCAGACCAAACUCCUAUAAACUUAUURGGAAGAGAUGCAUUGUGCAAACUAAAAGCAAAAAUAUGSUGUUCUCCACAAGGAGUCUAUGUAGACAGUUCUGGAUUAGAUUUUCAAAUGCGUACACAGACUGAAUAUGCAAAUAUUUAUUGACUGGGAAACAUAACAAAACCAAUAUCAGAAACUUUUAAGAAAUGGGAAAAAUACAUUAAAGCACAACUUCCAAAUGCGAGCAAUCCAAUGAGUGACUAUCAUUGUACUAUGUACUUUGACCCAUCAUGUAGCAAAGUAUUUGAAGACAAAUGGAAC